Messenger RNA from Quercus robur (English oak), 3207 nucleotides. RefSeq lists its product as uncharacterized. Gene Ontology annotation, molecular function: RNA-DNA hybrid ribonuclease activity; nucleic acid binding. The coding region runs from base 1 to 3207 and encodes 1068 amino acids. Gene Ontology annotation, biological process: DNA integration. The transcript has a single exon. NCBI's taxonomy places the organism in Eukaryota, Viridiplantae, Streptophyta, Magnoliopsida, Fagales, Fagaceae. The record is from RefSeq and is a predicted model, not a curated record.
AUGCGGCUUGAAGGGCAUGAAAUUCAUAUCCCAAAGACCGGAUUAGGUUAUACUCCCGAACAACCAGCUCAGAUAUGGAUCAAGAAAAAAAGCGAUCCUUCGAGUUCCCAAUACAUAACGGUGGAGGUCGGCGAAAGUUCAAAUCAAAGAGAAGACCAUUCUUCACCCCAUGUCUCAGUGUUUGAUUGCAUCGAGGCCUCAUCAUCACAAAUCACAGUGUUCGACAGGUUAAAUACAACUUGUUUAACACCAAAUCGGGACACUCUUGCUUGUAAAUCAGUCUUUGAUCGACUGGGGGCAACGAAAAGGCCUAUUGAUAGUCAUUCUCAAAGUUCAAUAAACUUUGACGUUCAAGGGGAGAAGAAAGCCAAUGAUGAGAUUCGCAGUAGCAUUCCUUCACGCAUGAAACGUAACUUUACCUUGGAGAUCAACACUAAAGGAUCGCUCAAAGUCAAAAGACGAAUGAUUGUACAUACAAGUCAGUCACACGUCCAUGAUGAGGAAAUUGAAGAGGUAUCAUCCUCGUUUCAUAUUACAAUAGAAGAGGGUACACUGUCAGAUGCUGAAACGACCAAUGAAGAGGUCGAUGAAGCUCCUCCAGCCUUGGAAGAUGGAGGACAAGCUACAGUUGAUGAACUUAAAGAGAUCAAUUUAGGAACUGUUGAAGAACCCCGGCCAACUUUCAUUAGUGCACUUCUCACCCCUGAAGAAGAAGAAGGAUACCUCAAGCUCCUAGUAGAGUACAAAGAUGUGUUCGCUUGGACUUACAAGGAAAUGCCUGGGCUCAAUCCGAGUAUUGCUCUACACCAUUUGGCAGUAAAGAGGGGCGUGCGCCCAGUCAAACAAGCUCAAAGACGCUUUCGGCCAGAGCUUAUCCCUCAAAUAGAAACCGAGGUCAAUAAGCUCAUUGAAGCAGGCUUCAUUCGUGAAGUGCAAUACCCGGAAUGGAUCACUAACAUCGUCCCUGUCAAAAAGAAGAAUGGACAAAUCCGAGUGUGCGUUGACUUUCAUGAUUUGAACAAUGCAUGUCCCAAGGAUGAUUUUCCAUUACCCAUUACUGAGGUCAUGGUUGAUGCCACUACUGGUCAUGAAGCUUUAUCUUUCAUGGAUGGAUCUUCAGGUUACAACCAAAUUCGAAUGAAUCCUAAGGAUGAGCAGCUUACAGCUUUCCAUACUCCUAAGGGAAUCUACUGUUACAAAGUAAUGCCUUUUGGACUAAAGAAUGCUGGUGCUACUUAUCAGCGGGCCAUGCAGAAGAUCUUUGAUAAUGUACUUCAUAAAUACGUGGAGUGUUAUGUCGAUGAUCUGGUGGUUAAAACAAAAAGGAGGGAAGACCAUCUGGCAGAUCUACGAUCCGUGUUCAGCCGCCUGAGAAAGUAUCAGCUUAAGAUGAACCCCCACAAAUGCGCUUUUAGCGUAACAUCUGGAAAAUUUCUUGGUUUCAUUGUGAGGCACCGCGGUAUUGAAAUUGACCAGUCCAAAAUUGAAGCAAUCCAGAAAAUGCCAGAGCCCAAGAAUCUGCGAGAACUUAGAGGCUUGCAAGGAAAACUGGCCUACAUACGACGAUUUAUCUCGAAUUUGGCUGGUCGAUGUCAACCUUUCAAUAGAUUGAUGAAAAAGGAUGUGCACUUUGAAUGGGAUGAGGCUUGCAGCAAUGCUUUUGCACGCAUCAAAAGAUACUUACUUAAUCCUCCAGUUUUAGGUGCUCCCAUCCCAGGAAAGCCUUUGGUGUUGUAUAUUGCGGCCCAAGAAAGGUCUCUAGGUGCUCUUAUGGCGCAAGAAAAUAAAGAGGGGAAAGAAAGAGCCCUUUAUUAUCUAAGUCGAACUCUCAAUGGGGCUGAAUUAAAUUAUUCUCCUAUUGAAAAGAUGUGCCUCGCUCUUUUCUUUGCCAUAGACAAACUGGAGCACUACAUGCAAGCAUAUACAGUCCGUUUGAUAGCAAAGGCGGAUCCGAUCAAAUAUGUCCUCUCCAGGCCAGUGGUUUCGGGUCGUAUAGCUCGAUGGGCAGUCUUGCUACAACAAUAUGACCUUGCAUACAUUCCACAAAAAGCUGUCAAAGGACAAGCAUUGGCAGAUUUCUUAGCUGAUCACCCAGUUCCAUCUGAUUGGGAGUUCUCUGAUGAUUUCCCGGAUGAAGAUGUGUUUUACAUUGAAGAAAUGCCACCAUGGAUUAUGCUUUUCGAUGGGGCUGCACGUCGAGAAGGAGCGGGGGCAAGUGUAGUGUUUGUUUCUCCACAAAGACAAAUACUUCUGUACUCGUUCUCAUUAAGCGAACUUUGCUCUAACAAUGUAGCUGAAUAUCAAGCAUUGAUUAUUGGUCUACAAAUGGCCAUUGAGAUGGGCAUAGCGCAGCUUGAGAUCUUUAGGGACUCCAAAUUAAUUAUUAACCAAAUCUUGGAGCAAUAUGACGUCAAGAAAGAAGACCUCAUUCCCUAUUGCAAAUAUGCGAAGAAGUUGCUAGCAAAUUUCGAGGCCAUCACAUUGGAGCAUAUACCAAGGAAGGAGAAUAGACAGGCCGAUGCUUUAGCUAAUUUGGCUAUUGCCUUAGCAUUAUCCCAAAAAGAGACAACUAAAGUCGCUAUUUCCCAAAGGUGGGUGGUACCUCUUCUGGUUGAAAAAGAAGAAGAAGAGCAAGCCAACAUCAUUUCUGUAUGCCUUGUCGAAAAAGAAGAUUGGCGACAAGUGAUCAUUGAAUACCUUCAACAUGGAAGACUCCCUGAUGAUAAACGCCACAAGACCGAAAUUCGGCAGAGGGCUGCUCGAUUCAUUUACUAUAAAGACACUCUCUUCCGCCGUUCAUUUGAUGGAUUGUUUCUCCGUUGCUUAGGAGAGGAGGAGGCUAAACAAGCCUUAGAGGAGGCUCAUUCUGGAAUAUGUGGCGCACAUCAGUCAGGUCCUAAGUUACAUUAUAGGAUCAAACGAAUGGGUUACUAUUGGCCCACAAUGGUGCAAGAUUCUAUGGAAUGCGCUAAGAAGUGCGAAGCUUGUCAAUAUCACGCGAACUUCAUCCAUCAGCCGCCAGAACCUCUACACCUAACUGUAGCUUCUUGGCCUUUUGAUGCAUGGGGUCUUGAUGCAAUAGGGCCAUUACCAAAGUCAUCCGGUGGCCACUUGUACAUCUUGGCCACAACUGACUACUUCUCAAAAUGGGCGGAAGCUGUACCCCUUAGGGAAGUGAAGAAAGAAACGGUGGUCAAUUUCAUUUGA